This is a messenger RNA of Gryllus bimaculatus (two-spotted cricket), 2284 nucleotides long. Lineage: Eukaryota; Metazoa; Arthropoda; Insecta; Orthoptera; Gryllidae. The record is from the annotation of a GenBank genome assembly.
GUAAGCCCCGGGGGUAGGGAUGAUGAGGUGAUGAUAGUGAGAGGUGAAGGGAUCCAUGCCCGAGGAGGUAGACGAGCCCGCGAUCUUCUGGUCCGAGACCGCUACGGCACUUCUGCCCUAACGAUUUCGGCCACCUGACCGGCUUUUACCCUAAUAUUUCAUUCAUUUUUAUUGAAAAUUGAAGGAAAAUAGUUUGUUGACAAUACUUUUACGUUCAAGGGGAAGAGCAUGUGCUCCUUGGCCACCCUUAGAACUGGCCGUGUUGAUAUAUUCCCGUGGAUUUAUUUCCUCCUGUGAUAUAAAAUUAUUCGAAGUUUAAAUUUCCCUCAUCGUGAAGACUGAACGACACAUUGAUCAGCAAGUGUGGGAAUGACUCACGUGAAUGAUUGUUCCAUGAAGACUAUCUUAGUGACGAGUCUUAUAUUGAAGCAAUGUGUGGGAAAUACUGUUACGCCGUGAUGGAAGUAUUGACACUACGAAGUCUACAAAGAUUAGACCGUGAUUUACACGUACACGAAGUAGGAACUCAAGAUGAGGAUGGAGAAGACUAUUCAACUGGUCGCUAUGGUAAUCUUCCCAUGAUCCAGAGUACUGAACAUGUCUCAAGAACAUUUACACCUGUACACGACCUUACAGAGUCUCUUGCAGGUUCUGAUGUAUGGGUACGUGCACGUUUGCACACUAGUCGUGCUAAAGGGAAACAGUGCUUUGCUGUUCUACGACAGCAGGCUGCUACUGUGCAAGCAAUCAUUGCUGUUGGAGAAACAACUAACGUUGAAGCGAAAGUAGUUCAAGUUCCCAAACCUGUUGUUGGUUGUUCUCAGCAAAACGUUGAACUCCAUGUAUCAAGCCUUUUUGUAGUGAGUGCUGCCAAACCACAAUUGCCUUUGCAAAUUGAAGAUGCUGCCCGCCGAGAUGAAGAGGAAGGUGAUGGUUUACAUAUUAGAGUGAAUCAAGACACGAGAUUAGACAAUAGAGUGCUGGAUUUGAGAACACCUGCUAACCAGGCAAUCUUCCGCCUAGAAGCGGGUGUGUGUCGUCUAUUUCGGGAGAUCCUUCAAAGCAAAGGUUUUGUUGAAAUUCACACCCCUAAGAUUAUAUCAGCUGCUAGUGAAGGCGGUGCCAAUGUGUUCACGGUAUCGUAUUUCAAAGGCUCAGCAUAUUUGGCACAAAGUCCUCAAUUAUACAAACAGAUGGCCAUUGCUGCUGAUUUUGAUCGUGUGUUUACAAUUGGGGCUGUGUUCCGAGCAGAGGACAGUAACACACAUCGACAUUUAACAGAGUUUGUAGGACUUGAUUUAGAAAUGGCCUUCAAGUAUCAUUAUCAUGAAGUUCUGAAUACUAUUGGUGACCUCUUCACUCAGUUAUUCCGGAGACUACAAAAAGAACAUGCUGGUGAUAUAACAACUGUUGGGCAGCAGUAUCCUGUGGACACAUUUGAAUUUUUGGACCCACCAUUGAUAUUAGAAUUUCCUGCAGCAGUGGCUAUGCUGCGGGAAGCAGGAGUGGAAAUAGGAGAUGAAGAUGAUCUUUCAACUCCAGAUGAGAAAUUACUUGGUAGACUCGUGAAAAAGAAGUAUGACACAGACUUCUACAUUUUAGAUAAGUUUCCUCUUGCAGUGAGACCUUUCUACACAAUGCCAGAUCCCAAUGAUUCGAAACGAUCCAAUUCUUAUGACAUUUUCAUGAGAGGAGAGGAAAUUAUGAGUGGAGCUCAGCGAAUCCACGAUCCUGACUUCCUAACUGAACGUGCCAAAUUACAUGGUGUGGAUCUUGAGAAGAUUCGUGCAUACAUUGACGCGUUCCGGUAUGGCUGUCCUCCUCAUGCUGGUGGUGGUAUUGGCCUUGAACGAGUUGUGAUGCUUUUCUUAGGAUUAGAUAAUAUUCGAAAGACUUCCAUGUUCCCUCGUGACCCAAAACGUAUUACUCCGUAAAUUAAGUGUACUCUUACGAUACACAACAGGAACUGCCCGUGUGUUGCAAUAUUGGAAAUACUCUACAAAAUUGUAUUCAUGUGUUGAUAUAUAGUGAAAUUGGUCUGCUUUGCAAUUGAAUGAAAUAAUGAAGUUGGUUUUAUUGAUAUUUGUGUUGGUUUAAACUUAACAGUAAAACUUCAAGAUUUCUAUAAAAAUGAUGCAUCUACUAUUAUGGUAACAUUUACUUGGCAAGACAACAAAUUGAACGUGUGCUCUUAACUUGUCAUUUUCCAGCAAAUAUUGUUGUUUGCAUUUAUGAUUUUAUACUGUUUGGAUACCGAGCUAAAUAAAAUUUUUGACACUGAAAU